Molecule: messenger RNA, 5322 nt
Organism: Paramormyrops kingsleyae
Lineage: Eukaryota; Metazoa; Chordata; Actinopteri; Osteoglossiformes; Mormyridae
Gene: trdn
Product: triadin
Cellular component (GO): sarcoplasmic reticulum; membrane
Molecular function (GO): signaling receptor binding
Source: RefSeq, a predicted model, not a curated record
UAAGGUUACCUUGAAGCCCCCGAGCUCAGCUUUCUGACCCACACCCGUGACACACCGGCCACUCGCCGGGGCCUCCCGCUGUCCACCGCCGCCUCGCGUUCCUCCCCCUUGCACCCCGAUCCUCCUUUCCCCCAACAAACCCCUCCGUCCGUGAAGAUGAGAAGCAAAGCUCACUGAAUUUACCCCCGGCCGUGACAACAGGUGCUUUCUUCUACUUUUUCUUUUUUUUUUUUUGGGGGGGGAGGGUAAAAAUAGGCCCACCCCGCCGUCUUGGAAGAGCCUGUUCCAGCGGGGGCCAGCGCCUCGGUCAGCAGUCGCCCGGGAUCGGUGCCCAAGUCCCACUGGCAUAGUGAACCUCCCUGCAGAGCAGCACUGGCAGCAUGACGGAGACGGCAAUGGAAGGUGGAUGGCGAUCGUCGACCACCACUACCACCGUCAUUGACAGCAAGAAUGGCGACGUGGUGCAGCUGCCAGCCAGGUCCCCGAAGAAGACCGUGACUGAUAACCUGUACACCACCUUCAGCUCGCCCCUGGCCUGGAUCCUGGUCCUGGCCCUCAUCAUCACCUGGUCGGCUGUGGCCGUCAUCAUGUUCGACCUGCUGGAUCAGAAGCAGCUCACGGGAAACAUUCACCACAUGGGCUCUGAUCCCAUGAAAUCCGUCGGCAAGGCGGUGGAGGAAUCCACCAGCUGGGCCAACGGCGUCCUGGCCUUCAUCACUGACCUCCUGUCUCCCGAUGAAGAUGAAGGUGACCUGGCGCAUGCAGUGAAGAAAAAAGGGGAAUUUCUUCCAUCCAAGAAGAAAGCGCUCCCACAAGCCAAAGAGACAAAAGAGAGGAAAGGAAAAGAAGUGAAAGUGGAGUCCCAGAGAGCAGAGAGGCGGAAGUCAAAAACAAUGAAGCGGGAAUUAAAAGAGGAAAAGUCUGCAAGAAAGGAAAGGAAAGCCGAGAGGAGGGAGAAGCCAGUGGACAGGGCCAAGGCUGGGCCCAGGCAGGAAAGAGCGAGGAGAACUAAAGAGAAAAAGGCUGCUGUGAAACCAAAGGAAGACAAAAAAGAGGAGCCCAGGAAAAAGCCAACCAGAAAGUCAAAGGAGCUAAAGAGAGAAGGUGAAAGUGUGAAGAAGAAGGCAGCUCUGGACAGAAGGAGGGCAGCUAGAUCUGAAGAAAAAGCUGUGAAGAAAAGGCAACCAGCCAAGCCUGUAACUGCAAAAGCCACAAAGGCUAAAAAGAAACAAACUGUGAGGAAAAAACCUGAAGAUAAGAAGAAACCAAUAACAGAAACAUCUAAAAAGAAAGGUGAUGAUAAGAGGAUAUCCAAAGUCAAAAAGACGCCAGAUAAAAAAGGAAAAGCUGAAGUCCCUAAGAGAACACGUGAUAGAAAAGAGGAGAAGGCUCACGUGGAAACGUCUAGAAAGAAAGAACUUGUAAAGAAAGAAAAAACAACCUCAAAACAGCCUAGUCGUCUGGGCAAAGCAAAGGCAAAAGAAACUGGACCUCCAAAGACAUCACGUGAAAAACCUGCUAAAAAGACUCGUACUGAAACAUCCAAAACCAAAGAACCAGAAAUACACAAGAAGGUGCAUGAGGAAAAGCCUGCGACGGAAACGAUAGCGUUACCGAAAAAGGAAGAACAUGAGGCCUCCGAAGAAGUGAAAGCAGAGCAGAAAAUGGAGAUUUUAGAACCAGAAGUUCAUGAAAAAACUACGUUAGGUGAAACUACACCGGAAGAGCCAGAGGUUCGAAAGGAAGCGCAGACGGAACUGAGGAAGGAGGAAGAUGUAGUCACAAAGGUACCCAUAGAACUGCCAGAAGUGAAAGAAGCAGCUGUUGAUGAAAAAAUCCAUGUGGAACCACCCAAAAUAGAAGCAGAGCUUCUCCAGAAAGAAGCUGUAGAAGAACCUAAACAGGAAGAACUGGUGGUUAAUCAAAUCGAAGAUGCCGUACCGCCUGAAAAACCAGAAUUGACUGCUGAAAAAACGCAGGAAGAGGUUAAAGAAACAGUUGUUCUUUCAAAGGAGGCCCCACUGGGAGCAGCGGUUUCUGGCGAAGCACAUACUGCAGAAGGUUACAAAGUGGAAGAGAAAGUUGAACAGGAACCUGGAGGAGCUCCCGCUGAGGCCCGCGCUGCAGUGGAACCCAAAGCCACAGAGAAAGCUGAAGCAGAGCCGAGAGGGCCAGAGUCUCCUGCAGUGCCACAUAUCACACUGGAAGCUGCUGAGAAAGUGAAAACUGAAACUGAAGAAUCAAAAGAAACUGCGGAAGAGACAGAAACACAGGUCCUUGAAGCUAAUCAAACGGCACCUGUGCAGAUACCCAAAGCAGAAGCUGCCCCAUGCAGACCAAUGCCAGUGUACUGCCCUGCCCCUCCAGGUUGGUACGUGCAUCACAUUGUGACAGACAAUCCAUUUCCACCUACUCCAAUGACAGUUUCUGAAGUUCCUGUUUUGACAAGCCACCCACUGCACCCAGCACUGCACCCAGCACUGCACCCAGCAGCCCCAGUUGCAGAGCCCGAGGCCCCCGGAGAGAUGGAAAAGUCACCCCCAUCCUUUAAAAAAGAAGCCGUGGUUCGGAAGGAGAAGCCCAAACCCCGUCACGUUAGGAAAGAAGCAGAGAAGGAGAUUCCGAAGGAAAGGCCCAGGGUGGUUCCCUCAAGAAGAGGUCUGCAUGUUCCGGAGGAGAAGUCCACCAAGCCAGUGAAGACAGAAAAACCAAAGUCUGUACUGAGAAAAGAGCCAGAAGCUAAGAAGCCAUCCAGAGCAGAAGAGAAGCCAAAGGAUUUCAAACGUCCAGUGACUGAUGUGAAAGAGAAGCGCUUCCGUGCUCCCAAGACACCCCUUCCAUCAAAAGCUUCCCCCCCACAUCCAAAGGCUGCAACAGUCUUAGGAAAGGCUUCGCAGUCCGAGAAGGAAUCCCUGAAGGAGGCGAAAGAGAAAGUCGGGAAGACUGAGAAACCCGCAAAAGCAGAGCCUUUGGGGCAGGACAAGGCCAAGCUUGAACCCGGCAAGAUGCCCUACUUCCAGUGCGUGCUCCUGAGCUCCCAAAGUUCUGCGUACCCCUUGCGGCCUCAGAGCCCAGCCCAGAACCCAAGAGCCAAACCCAUGAGGGCCAGAGCGGCAGGUGUCUAGGACAGCGCCACCUACAUGCCGGGUUUGUAUUUGGCAGCCUGUGUCUCGCUGUGAUGGCUGGGGUCUCUCUUUGAAUCCAUCGCCAUAAUCCAGCUGGGACACCGGCGUUUUGCAGGAUGUUGACCAAUAACAGAGGACGACCAGGGGGGGCGGGGCUAAAUGGCUCAGGCUUUUCCUUUGUGUGUUUUUUCAUUUUCUUGACCAGCCGAAUGUCUGUGGCUGACAGGCCGCAGGGAUGAGCAGGCUUUCUCUACAGUGCUGUUUGGGUGUCCACCCCCCCGUUUCGGUGGUUUUUAAAAUGUCGCAAAAACACCGCGAUACGUCAUAUUCAGAGACACCUCAGGUGACAUCACUCAGACAUGAUCUUACAUGGUUCAAUCUUAAGGUUUAAUGGAAAAAAAGAAUAUAGAAUAUAGAAAACAGUCCUAAAUAUAUAUAUAUAUAUACGAUACAUAAAAUGUUAUAUAUUGUCCACCUUUACAUGUAUAUAACACAUAUUGUAUAUAAGAUUUAGUGAUUAUAAUACGUAGGGCAUUGACUAUUCUAAGACAGUUCAUCCAAAUAUGCCUCAAAAUGAACAUUAUCUAUUAUGGCACAUUGAUUUCCUUGCUAAUUCAGGGCUGUUCUGCACGGUGCAUUUACUGACAAGCAGGCAUGGCAGUACCAGUAUAUCAAGGGUGUAGAUUUGGGUAUGGAUGGUAGAGACGCAUCCCUCGCCGAUAAUGUGGGAGGACUGUGUGUGUUUAGGGGGGUGGGGGUGGGGGGUCGGGACUGAUUUGGACCCCAUCUGUGUUGAAUCCAAAUCUACACCCUUGUAUAGUCGCAAGUUUUAUUUAUUGUUUUGUAAAUGUAAAUAUAAAAAUUGCCACUUGAAGUAUGGCCCAGCCUUGUCACGCUUGCGCCGAAAAGACCUUGUCCAUCUUUUCUCGUUUACUGCCUCCGUUGAUGUAUCCCUGAGCUAUGCAUCUGUUAUUUUGUGCCAUGGGUAAUUCCCAAAAUUCUGAUUCAUGGUCUUUCAUACGCUAAAUGCUUUAAAGGAAAAAAAAAAACACUUAAAAUUCAUGAUUUGCACAUCUUUGCACCAUGGAAAAUAAAGGCAUUUUUGUGAAGGCUUUUUUGUUUUGUUUGAUAUGGAGUUCAGUGUGCUGUCAGUGAUUAUUGAGAAGCAAUGAGGAACGGUUUGCUGUUGCGCUCAUGCUUCAUGAUUAACUUGAAGAGUCUUUAGGCGACAGACGGAAGCGUUUGCCGUUGACCGCAUGUUAUCCGUGGCAUGGCAGUAUUUUAAUUUCCCGUUGCUAAACGCCUGGACUACUUGACAGGUGGCCGCAGGCUGCAGAAAGAAGCAUUUCUUUUCCCUCACUUUUAAAAUAAUAAUAAUAAGAUGUCAUAAUCAAACAAGGAAUGCAGCUCAAAGUGCUUCACAUAUGAGAUUUAGAUUAAACCAAAAACAUAGAAGCAAUUAACAUAUAGGACAAUGAAAUUAUAUGAAUAAAUCAAAGUAAAAUGAAUAAGCGAGAGUAAAUGAAAAAUGAAAUAAACAAACAAAUAAAAUACAAUAAAAUUUAAAGGCAUGAAAAGGAUAACGUUAUAAAAGUAUAAGCUACUAAAUUAAAUAAUAUUGUAUUUUAUGAAUAUAGCAACAAAACGGUGCUAUAGAAAGAAAUAACAGGUAAAAAAGAUCGACAAUCUUGUAAGCGGGAAAACUGCCAGAUUCAAGUUCAACAAAUUCAGACCUGCCUUUGGCUUGAAGCCUGUAGUGAGAGCUCCCCACCAGAUGUGGCGCUGUUUGCGUGCAACUCCACCUUGAGUCACAACUGAUGCCGUUUGAUGUCUCCGUGAGGAACAGUGGGGAGAGAAAGACGCUGUGACAGGCCGACCGAGCCGCUGCUCCUGGGCAUCGUGUACGUCUGCGCUGUCGGCUCUAGCUAGCAGCUAGAUGGCCGGCACCCUCUGUUUUUACAUGUGAUAAAUGUGUAAUGAAUAAUGAAUGAAUAUGCGAAUAAAGGGUGCUGUCAAUUAAUAUUUCCACGAUGCUCUUUUUUAUAAGUGGAAAAUAAUUUUUACAGAGACUACACAUGCUUAACUGCAUGGUGGUAUGAGUUACUGUCAUGGGAAGCAAAAAGAAAAACAGAUAUUUUUUAACUGCCUUGUACAGUAAAAAAAGAAAAACAAAAAAAAAACUCAGAGACAUUAAAAC